AUGACCCUGUUAGCUGACCGAGAGCUGGCGGCCCGAUCUGUGCUGACAGCAUCUCCUCCCUCACAAACCGGCUGCUAUCCGGAUUUAAAACGAGAGGAAAUGGCCAGCAGAGGAGGAAACACACUGAGGUUGGGAAGUAAAGACUCUGACAUUGACCAAGAGGACAGCCAUGUUUACAGCCAGGCCAGAAAUCAAGCCGUGAAAGACAAGCGUCGGUCUCCCCCCUCCAACAGAUCGCCAUCGGCCUCGCAGCGCAACCCUCACCACAGCGGCACCGCGGACGACCAGGAGAGUCCAGAGAGAGUGGUGCAGAAGGAGAAACUACAUGCAGAGCUGAAGCAGGUGUUGAGUCAGAAAAGAAGUAACUUACGAGAGUCGACCUGCAAACUGGCUGAAGCAGAGAUGGAUUCAGAGUCUGCAGAGGAACAGACAAGUGUGGAGGAAAUCUCCAAGGCUGUGGAGAUCGUGGUGGAGACGGAGGCGGAGGCCGGAGCCAGCGGCUACAGCGUGACGGGUGGAGGACAGCACGGCAUCUUCGUCAAAGACGUCCUCAAAGACUCUCCGGCUGCGAAACACCUGAGUCUGCAGCAAGGUGACCAGCUGCUGAGUGCGAAGGUCUACUUUGACAACGUGCGCUAUGAGGACGCGCUGAAGAUCCUUCAGUGUGCAGAGCCAUAUAAGGUCAGCUUCCAGGUCAAGAGGACCGUUCCUAAAGCUGACAUCAGCGUCCGGCCAAGAGUUCCCAGCCUGGAGGUCAAAGGUCCCAAGGCCAAGAUGGCUAAAAUGAGUGUGAAAGGCAUGAAGCCGUUCAAGAUCCAGAAGAAAAGAGGGGGUCGUUUUGGUCUGAAGAGGCUGAAAGAGAAGCGUAAGGAGGAGCUGGUGAUCGAGGGAACGCCUCCACCCGCUGAAGUUGACGUGGAGUUUUCACUUCCUAAGUUCAACCAGAGGAAAAGUGACGUAGAGGUCAGAGGAACAGGAAGCUUUGCAAAGGCAAAAAGGAGGAUCGGGUUCCCCCAUAUGAAAGCGAAGGGACGCAGUGGUGCGGGAGGAAAACUGGAACUUGAGGGACAUGAGCGUGUCCCUUCGUCUGAAAUACCUGGAGCUAACGUGAAAGCCAAAGGAAAGGGACAUAAGUUUGGGAUCGUAUUUCCCAAGACGAAACACGCAAAGUCGGGUUCUUCCACAGGAAACGUGGAGCUCAGGCCUCCAGAGAUGAGCGUCCAGCCGCCGUCCAUGGAGGCCGGUUUGUCUGGCAAAAAAGACAAAAACGUGGAGAAGAGAGGCUCAAAGUUUAGCCCCCCAGAUGUGGAGUUUGCCCUCCCCUCAGGAAAAGCUGAGGCAUCUGUGCCCAGCGUGACGGGACGCGCGGAAAUCAAGGCUCCUAAAGUAGACGUCAGAGGAGAAGCUGAUGUCGGCAAAGAAGAUGCAAAACUCAGAAUACCAAAGUUGAAACUACCCAAAAUCAGACUCUCACGCCACUCGGACUGGCACAAGAUUGACGGUGAAACCAAGGUGAAAGCGGAGGGAAUGAAAGUACCUCAUGCUGACAUCACAACUCCAACAGCUGAAAUUAGAGGUGAUGGAGAAUUUAUUGUUCCUAAAGUGGAGGUCACCAAACCAAAAAUUAAAGGAGACGUAUCAGGAAAAGCUGCCUCAGUUCAAAUGCCCUCAGUUGAUAUUUCUUUGCCAAAGGUAAAGGGAAAGUCUGGCACAAGUUAUUCAGUCCAAGGGGUUGAAGGAGCAGGGAAGUCAGAGAUCAACGUGCCUGCUAUCAAUAUCUCUGCACCCGAUGUUGGCCUGGACUUUGAUUCAGGUCAGAGAAUUCCCGAUGAAGUGGAAGGAACUGUGAAAGGGCCCAAAAUCUCUCUGCCAAAGGUUGACGUCUCCUUACCAAAGAUGGAAGCUCCUGGUGUCAAUAUUAAAGGGCCAGGAGGUGGAGGAAAGUUCAACCCACCUUCUGUUGAUGUCUCUUUUCCAAAGAUGAAAUCAGACAGCGCGGAUGUGGACAUGGACUAUUACGUUGGUGGUGACGGAAAGUUCAGACUACCUGAUUUUGACGUGACUCUUCCUAAAAUGAAUUCACCAGAUGGAGAAGGAGACGUGGAAGUGGGAUUCAAAUUGCCCAAAGUAGAUUUAGCUCUCCCAAAAAGCAACGCAGGAGAAGCUGACAGGGAAGGAAAGGGAAAAUUUCAGCUGCCAUCUGUUGAUGUCUCGCUGCCUAACCUGAAGGCAGGCAAGGUGGAAGUUGGCACUGAAGGCCAAAAAGUGAAAGGUGGCAAAUUUGAAAUGCCUGGUAUUUCAUUGCCUAAAGGAGAAAUAAAAGGAGACAUCAAACUCCCAAAAAUGGCAACAGCUGGGGCUGAGGUUGACGUUGAAACAUCAGCAGAUGUUUCUGUACCUAAACCCAGGGGUGAGAUUGAAGGAAAAGUCGAGGGAGGCAAGUUCAGCAUGCCUUCUGUAAACAUUUCUCUCCCUAAAAUGAAACUUCCUGAAGGAAAUGUGAAACUAGAAGCUCCUGAUCUUCCACAGAUCGACCUCUCUCUUCCGACAUCAAGGGAACCAGGCAGUGUGGAUCUGGAGGGAAAAGGCGGGGCCAAAUUUAAUAUGCCAACAUUUGACAUCUCAUUGCCUAAGGGAAAAACUGAAGACAGAGAACUAGAUGUUAAAGAACCUGCCAUCAAAGGAGGAGCAAAAUUCAACAUGCCAUCUCUUGACAUUUCGCUCCCUACAAUAAAACCACCUGAAGGGGGAACUGACAUCCCCAUGGAAGGUCCUGAAUUUCACAUCAAAUCACCUACAGCUAAUGUCAAUUUGAAAGGAACCGGGAUCAAAGAAGAAAAAAUGAAUUUGCCUGCAAAAGAUAUUUCUCUUCCAAAAGAAAAAGUAGAGGGGAAGAUAACUGUUGAAGGAAAAGGAGGGAAGUUAAAGAUGCCUUCACUUGAUGUGUCCCUUCCUAAAGUGAAGAUGCCCGAGGAAAACAUUGAAAUUGGAGGAAAGACUGUUGACAUCUCACUUCCAAAAGGAAAAUUAGAUGUGGACAUAGGAACCAAAACUAAAGGAGGGCGAUUUCAUUUACCCUCAGUUUCCCUACCUAAAAUAAAAUCAAAACGAGGUGAAAUCAACAUCGCAGGGCCAGAAAUAAUAAGUGGAGAAGUAAAAGCACCAACUAUUGACAUCUCCCCACCACAAGGAGCAUUGGAAGCUGACAUUGAUUUUGAUGAUCAAGGUAAAAUGGCUGGAUUCAAUGUGCCAUCUGUAGACAUUGACUUACCCACUGUUAAAUUUCCAGAAGGAUAUGUAAACUUUCAAGGUCCAAAAGUCAAGGGUGACAAAUUUGAAAUGCCCAGAAUUGAUUUCUCAUUGCCUAGAGGGAAAAAACAUGGAAACAUUGAUAUUGACAUCCACUCUGGAGUAGAUGGAAACUUUGAAAUACUUUCUGAUGAUACGAAACUUCCUAAAGGAAAAGGCAAAUUUGGUGUAAAUAUUAAAGGACCGGAGGAAAAAGCAGGAAAACUCACAAUGCCCAAAUUUAAAGUUUCAGCUCCAAAAUUGAACAUACCAGAGGGAGAUGUCAAAGUGCAAGGACCAGACAUUAAAGGAAAGAUUGAAAUGCCAGCUGUUGCUAUUUCACCUCCAGAAGCAACAAUAGAAAGAGAUCUUGACAUUGACGGUCAUGGAGCUAAAGGAGCCAAAUUUCACAUGCCUUCGUUGAACAUUAACCUUCCAAAGAUAAAAUCUGGGGAAGUUGGUAUUGAUGUUAAAGGGCUUAAAGGUGAAGGAAAAACACUUGAUGUGCCAUCAAUGGAUAUUUCAGCACCUAAAAUAAAAUCUCCAGAGGUAGACGUCAACCUCCAGGGUCCAGAUGUUGACAUUUCAUUUCCAAAACCGAAAGCUGAUUUUGAGAUUGAUGUUAAAGACGCUGAAAUAAAAGGAGGAAAGACAAAAAUGCCAACAUUUGACAUUUCAAUGCCAAAGGUAAACUUUCCUGAAGGUGAAGUCAAAGUAAAGGGUCCUGACUUCAAGGGCAAAAAGAUUGAGAUGCCAGACAUUGAUAUUUCGCUGCCUAAAGGAAAAUCAGAUGUAGAAACUGAUGGGCACGGCUGGAAAGGCGGGAAGUUUCACAUACCCUCAGUUGAUUUUUCUCUACCAAAGAUAAAAGCUAAAGGACCAAACGUCAAUAUAGAAGGGCCUGAACUUAAACAAAGAGACAUCAACAUGCCUGACAUUGACAUUUCUCUUCCAAAAGGAAAAGCUGAUAUCGACCUCAAUAUUGAAAGUACUGAAGGAAAAGGAGGGAAAUUCAAAAUACCCAAAUUUGAUAUUUCCCUUCCAAAGACAAACCUUCCAGAGGGCCAUGUUGAUAUUUCUCUACCAAAAGUAAAAGGAGAAGUUGAUAUUGAUGGUCACAUGGACAAAGAGGCCAGGUUUCAGCUGCCUUCUCUUGAUGUUUCUCUCCCUAAAAUAAAAGCAAAAGGAGCUGACAUUGACAUGGAAUGUCCAGAACCAAAAGGCGACAUCACUCUACCAAAAGGCAAAGUAGAGGGUGAUCUCAGCCUCAAAGGCCCUGAUGUAAAAGGAGGAUUUAACUUGCCAACUGUGGACAUCUCAUUUCCCAAAGAAAAAAUUGACUUUGAUGUUCAAAGUUCAGAGAUAAAAGGUGGAAAGUUUAAAAUGCCUACAUUUGAUGUCUCCUUGCCCAAAGUAAGUCUUCCAGAGGGUGAUAUCAGAAUGAAAGACCCAAAUAUCAAAGGAGAGAAGCUUGAGAUGCCACACCUUGAUAUAUCACUCCCAAAAGGAAAAGCAGAAGGGGAAAUUGAAGCCGAAGGACAUGCUAGUAAAGGCAGCAAAUUCCAAAUGCCCUCUGUUGACAUUUCUCUUCCUAAAAUAAAAGGUAAAGGACCAGAGCUGAGUGGUGAAGUUCAAGGUGGAAAGGUAAAUUUGCCUUCGGUGGAUGUUUCUGCACCUAAACUGAAGUCUCCUGAAUUAAAUGUUGGUCUUCAGGGUCCGGAUGUCAAUGUUGCUAUUUCACCAUCAUCAUUUAAAGUGGAUGGUGAUGUUAACACUGAAGGAAUGGACAUAAAAGGAGGAAAGUUCAAGAUGCCAAAAUUUGACGUUUCUUUACCAAAGAUUACGCUUCCAAAGGUUGAUUCCAACAUUGAAGGUCCAGAGAUUAAAGGAAAAACAAAAAUGACAGCUGGUGAUAUUUCACUUCCAAAAGCUAAGGGACCAGAGAUCAAUUUUGAGGGUCCUGAAAUUGAAGGUGGGAAGAUAAAUUUACCAUCUCUUGAUAUUUCACUUCCCAAAACACAGUGUCCUGCUAUAGAUGCUAGUCUCAAGGCCCCUGAUGUUAAGGGAGGAAAAAUCAAAAUACCUGCAGUUAAUGUCUCCCUCCCUAAAGGAAAGGUUGAUGGUGACUUUGAUGUUGAGGGCCCUGAGAUGAAGGGUGGGAAGUUUAAAUUACCAAAAUUUGAUAUCUCCUUACCAAAGGUUACUCUCCCAAAGACUGAUGUCAGUGUUGAAGGCCCAGACAUAAAAGGAGAAAUGGAAGUACCAUCUGCUGAUAUUUCACUGCCCAAACCAAAAACAGACGUAGAAGUUGACGUAGGCAGUGGUAAAAGCAAGUUUCACUUGCCCUCGGUUGAUAUCGCGUUUCCUACAAUCAAAGGAAGGGAAGCCAAUGUUGAUAUUCAAGGACCUAAAAUCAAGGGUGAUGUAUCACUCCCUACAAUCAAGUCUUCAGACAUAGAUAUUGCCAUCAAAGGCCCUGACAUUGAAGGAGGAAAGGUUGAUCUACCAAAUGUGGAUGUUUCACUUCCCAAAGGUAAAAUAGAAGGUAAGGUCAAGGCAGAAGGAACUGAAGUGAAAGGAGGAAAGUUUAAGAUUCCAAAAUUUGAUGUUUCUCUUCCAAAUAUUUCCGUCCCAAAGGUUGACAUCAAUGUUGAAGGAGCAGAUAUGCAAGGGAAAAUUGAGAAGCCGACCACUGAUAUUUCAUUACCAAAAGCAGAUGUAGAUGUAAAUGUUGAAAGUGGUAAAGGGGGCAAAUUUCAUAUGCCCACAGUGGAUUUCUCUCUCCCCCGGUUCAAAGCAAAGGGAGCUGACAUUGAGAUUGAAAAACCUGACAUUAAGGGUGAGUUGUCUCUGCCUAAGGUGAAGUGUCCAGAAGUAGAUAUCAGUCUUAGAGGCCCAGAAGCUGAAGUAGGAAAGAUAGUUCAACCAACCCCAGACAUCUCAUGGCCCAAAGGGAAACUUGAAGGUGGCAGAGAAGUUGAGGGCCCUGAGAUGAAGGUGUGUAAAUUUCCUAAAAUGCCAAAAAUGGACAUGUGUUUACCAGAGGUUGAUCUUUCUGAGGGUAAUUUGAAGAUAAAAGGCCCAGAGUUCAAAACAGGAAAAAUUGAGUUGCCAGACAUUGAUUUGUCACUUCCCAAAGGAAAAGGAAAAGGAAAAGGAGAGAUUGCAACUGAAGGACAUGCUGGAAAGGGAGGCAAAUUUCACAUGCCAAAUAUUGACAUCUCUAUUCCUAAAAUGAAAACCAAAGGAACUGAGAUAAAUGUUGAUGGUCCAGAAUUUAAGGGUGGAAAAUUCAACAUACCUGAAGCUAACAUUUCACUUCCAAAAGAAAAUAUUGAUGUUGACCCCAGCGUUGGAGGUCCGGAAUUAAAAGGGGGAAAAGUAAAUCUGCCCAAAGUUGAUAUUUCUCUUCCAAAAUUUAGUCUACCAGAGGGUGCUGUCAAAGUCAAAGGACCUGAUGUCAAGGGAAAACAUGAAAUCUCAGCUGCUGAUAUCUCAACUUCAACAGGAAAAGUUGAGGGGGAUAUAGAUAUUCAGGGACAAAGUGACAAAAAAGGCAAGUUUCAACUGCCCUCAAUAGAUAUCUCUCUUCCUAAAAUAAAAACAAAAGGAAUUGAUAUGGAUAUUGGAGUACCCAAACCCAAAGGUGACAUAUCACUUCAAGGUGGACAAUUUGAAGGUGAUUUAAAUGUUGAAGGACCUAAAGUUAAAGGUAGUAAACUUAAAAUGCCCACAUUUGAUGUCUCGUUGCCCAAAGUCAAACUUCCAGAAGGUGAGCUGAAAAUGAAAGGUCCUGAAAUGAAGGGAGGAAAUAUUGGCAUGCCAGAUGUUGACAUAUCACUCCCAGGGGGUAAAGCAGGAGGAGAAAUUGAAACUGGAUUGCUUUCCAACAAAGAAGACAAGUUUCACAUGCCUUCAAUUGACAUUACUCUUCCUAAAAUAAAAGCUAAGGGACCUAAUGUAAAUGUAGACGGUCCUGAAAUUGAAGGAGGAAAAAUCAAAAUGCCUGGCAUUGAUGUUUCCCUCCCUAAAGGAAAGACUGAUAUUGACCUUAAUGUCGAGCCCCCUGAGAUGACUGGAGGGAAGUUUAAAUUACCGAAAUUUGAUAUUUCUUUACCGAAGGUUAUUCUCCCCAAGGCUGAUGCCAGUGGUGAAGGGCCAGACAUAAAAGGAGAAAUUGAAGUACCAGCUGCUGAUAUUUCACUUCCAAAAGCAAAGACAGAUGUAGAAAUGAAUGUCAAUACAGGUACAAGCAGCAAGUUUCACAUUCCCUCGGUUGAUCUGUCGCUUCCUAAAAUCAAAGGAAAGGGAGAAGUUGAUAUUCAAGGGCCUAAAAUCAAGGGUGAUUUAUCGUUUCCUAAAAUCAAAUCUCCAAAAGUAGAUGUCGACCUCAAAAGCCCAGAGGUUGAAGGAGGAAAAAUUAACUUACCAGUUGUUGAUAUUUCACUCCCCAAAGGAAAAGUUGAUGGUGACUAUGAGUUUGAGGGUGUUGAAGGUAAGAGGGGGAAGUUUAAAAUGCCAAAAAUUGAUGUGUCUUUACCGAAGGUGAGCCUUCCUGAAGGAAAUGUUAAAAUUAAAGGCCCGGACAUCAAGGCAGGAAACAUUGAGAUGCCAGACAUUGAUUUAUCUCUUCCAAAAGCAAAGGUUGAUGGGGAAAUUGACACUGAUGGUUAUGGUAAGAAAGGAGGCAAGUUUCAUAUACCUUCUGUGCAUCUUCCUGACAUGAAAGCAAAGGAACCGCAAGCCAACAUAAAAGGUCCUGAAAUCGAUGUUGAUAUCAAGGGUGCAGAUGUAAAAGGAGGAACUGGUGGAAAGUUCCACAUGCCAACUCUUGACAUAAAUAUGCCCAAGUUUGAUCUGGACCUAAGCCUUCCAUCUGGGUCAAAGGAUAAAGGCCUUAAAGUCAACAUCAGUGGAUCUGAUGUAUCUGGAGAUUUGGAGAUGUCGGGUCUGAAAGGUGAUCUCAAACCAGCCCAAUUGAAGGUUAAGACUGAAGCUGUAGAAGGUCCAGGUGCAUCACUGAAACUUCCCUCAGUCAAGCUACCAACAGUUGACAUCUCAGCUCCAAAAGUGGAUCUAGACUUUGGCCUUAAAAAACCUAAAGGUGAUGAUGUUGAAGUUGAACUUUUGAAAGCAGAGGGAGGAAGACCUUCUUCUGGUGGUAGCUUUGAUUUGCCUGAUGUCUCCCUCAAAGUGCCUAGUUUCACUUUCCCCCGGUUUGGUGUAAAGUCAAAGAGUGGUGAUUUGGAGGCAUCCGGACUCAAGGGAGAUAUUUCCCUCCAUCCGCCAAAUGUCGAAGGAGAGAUGAGGGCACCAUCAGUGGAAUUUGAUGGAGAUGGAAAAGUCAAAAUAAAGAAAACAAAAAUAAAAAUACCAUCAUUUGGAAUAUCUAAAAAAGAUUCAGAUGUAUCAGUGUCUUGUCCCGAUGCUGAUGUUAAGCUGAAAAAAGGAAAAGCGGACCUUCCUAACCUGGAUUUCAGGACUGAGAGCCCAGACAAGGCAAAACAUAAAGUAAAGUUUCCAAAGUUCAAAAUGUCAUCUCCAAAGAUUCAACUUCCAGAAGGAGAGGUUGAUGCUAAAGGGGAAGCUGAAGUGGAUAGAAAGAGUGGCUUUCAUGCACCUGAUGUCACUCUCAAGUUACCAAAGUUCUCAAUCCCAGGAUUUGGCUCCAAGGAAAAAGAUUUAGGUAAACUAAGUGGUGAACUUCAAGCCCAGGGCAAAGUGAAAAUGCCUUCCGUUGAGCUGUCACUCCCAGAAGCUAAAACACCAGAGAUGGAGGUUCUUCUCCCUAAAACAGAAGUUGAUGUUUCAGAAGCAGAUAUUAAAGGUUACGAAGGAAAUCUUAAAAUUCCCAAAAUGCCUAAGAAUGAUGUUUCUAUUCCCAAAGUAGACUUUGAUGUGUCUCUCCCAAAAGGUCAAUCCCAAGAGAUUGAAGGACCAAAAAUGGAACUUAAAGGUGACGGAAAAUUCAAAAUGCCUCAAGUAACAAUGCCAACAUUAGAUGUGAGUCUUCCUAAAGGAAAAUCUAAAGAUCUCAAUAUAGCUAAAGCUGAAAUAGAGGGUGAUGGAGGGAAGUUUAAAAUGCCUUAUGUCAAAAUGCCCACUGUUGAUAUAACUGUACCAAAGGCUGAUAUUUCACUGCUAAAAGCAAAAUUGGAAGCCCCUGAAAUUGAAAUGGAGGGGACUACAGAGCAAAAGUUUAAAAUGCCCGGGGUUGACAUCUCUCUUCCAAAGGGUAAACUCCAAGGGAAUAAGGCACCUGAAAUGGAUGGAGAAAGAGGCAAAAUCAAAAUGCCUCACAUAAAGAUGCCACAUGUUGAUAUCUCUCUCCCCAAGGGAAAAAUUGAAGGUGCAGAUGUGGAAAUCAAAGGAGAAGGGGGAAAAUUCAAGAUGCCACAAAUCAGCAUGCCGUCUGUUGAUGUUUCACUCUCUAAAGGAAAAGUUGAAGGUCCAAAUGUUCAGAUAGAGGGCACGUCUGAAGACAAAAUCAAAUUACCUCAAUAUAAAAUGCCAAAUGUUGAGGUUUCUCUGCCUGAGGGACAGAUUGAAGGUCCCGAUGUAGAGCUCAAAGGAGAAAAGGGAAUGUUUAAGAUGCCACAGAUUGGUAUGCCAUCUGUUGAAAUAGCCCUUCCCAAAGGAAAGGCUGAAGGGUUAGACAUUGAUGGAGGAGCAAAAUUCAAAAUGCCAUACGUAAAAUUGCCUUCAGUUGACACAUCUGUAUCUAAAGAAAAAACUGCUGACCCAGAUGCUGGAAUUACAGGAAAUUUGGGUGAAAAAUUUAGAGUGCCUCAUGUAAAAAUGCCAAAUAUGGACUUCUCAGUCAACAAAGGAAAAGAUGGUCCAGAUGUGGAAAUUGAGGGUGAAGGUAGAAAGCUUAACAUGCCACACUUUAGUAUGCCUUCAGUUGAUAUAUCAUUACCCAAAGGAAGAAUUGAGAGUCCUGAUAUUGAGAUAGGAGGUACAGAGGGCAAAAUAAAAAUACCUCACCUGAAACAGCCAAAUGUUGACAUCUCUUUACCCAAAGGUAAUGCUGCUAAAUUUGAAGGAACAGAGUUAAAAGUAGAGGGAAGCCUACCAGAAGUACCCUCUGGAGACAUUUCUUUGCCAAAAGAUAAAAUUGCAGGCCCCAAUGCUGGCAUUAAGAGUGAAGGAGGAAAAUUCAAGUUGCCAAAAGUUGAUAUAUCUCUUCCCAAAGUAAAACCUUCCAUGGAAGAUCCAGAGAUGGACAUAAAGAAAGAAGGACAACUCAAGAAGCCAAAAACAAGUACUGACAAAUCUAGUGGGAAAACUGAGGUAGAAAGUGGAACUAUCAAACUAUCCCAUAUAAAGAUGCCUAAAGUUGAUAUUUCCCUUCCUAAAGGUAAAGGCAGUACUAUGGAGAUGGAAGUUACAGGUUCAGAUGCCAAACUUGCAAAGGGGAAAGUAUCAAUGCCAAAGGAUAAAAUACCCAAACCUGAGCCUGGGUUACAAGUGGUAACACCAGAUCUAAAGGGCGAUUUAAAUAUUGAGGGAGAGAGCAAAGGUUUAAAGAUGAAAAUGCCAACAAUAGAUAUUGUAGGUCCAAAAGAAGAUGUAGAACUGAACAUAGGAUUUCAAAAAGAGGGUGUUAAGAUCGACAAGAAAAAAGUUGUAUUACCAGACCUAGAUCUAAACACAUCAGGAGCCAACGGGAAAGUUAAGAAGGGCAAAAAAUUUAAGAUCGGGGUGCCAAAAAUGAAAGGUGUUGAAGAUGUAACAGCAAAAGUAAAACACAGUGGAGAUGUUGAUGUCAAAAACAAUGGCCAUGCAACUGAUAAAUGUCAAGUUAACAUCACAGCACCGGAGGUGACGUUACCAAGCAUUGGUCUCCAAACAGGCUCAGGUACCAAAGGAGGCCCAUCAUCUUCCGGUAAAGAAGUCAAAGUACCUAGAAUACCUGAUAUAGAGUUUGAUAUUGGUACAUCACAAGAUGAAGAUGAUGACAAAACAGAGAUGGAGAAGAAAGUCAAGAUCCCCAAAUUUGGGGUCCCAUUACCCUCCAUCUCUUCUCCUGAAGGAAGGAUGGAUGUCCAUGGACCAGAAAUCCGGUAUGAGGGUCCUAAAAUGCCCAAAGUAAAGAAAGCUGUUUUUGUUUUGGUGAAUCCAAAUGAAACAGAGCAGGCAUCUGCAAGCCUUACGCCCCCAAACAAGAAGACAGUAGCUGAAACUGAGAUAGAAGAUGUCAAAGUGAAGAUCCCCAAAAUCAAAAAGAAGUCAAGCUUUGGGAAGUCUAAAGAUAAAUCAUCUGAAAGAGAAGCAGAGGAAGAGGAAAAGUCAAAGGGAGCAAAGAUUAAAAUGCCCAAAGUUUCAUUUUCAUCAGGCAAAUCAGGGUCUGCUGAUGUCACAAAGGGAGACAGUUCAAGUCUCAACGGAGAAAAAGCUGAAGCUCAUCACAAGGAUAAUAAAGGGACAUUCGGGGGCAAAAUCAAACUUCCAAAGGUGGAGUUUACUAGUCCGUACAGCAAGAUGGCAUCAGGGGAUAAAAUGGGAAAGGACUCCUCAUCAGAAGUAAAAGUUGACCUCCAAGGGGUUGAAACUCCAGACAAAAUGGCCUUAAAGGAAGUGGUGUCAUCUCAUGCCCGAACAGAGAUGUUGGACAGGGACAGUUCAGAGUCUCCACUGGGUUUUGGUGCAGAGUUCACAUCAACAAAGGUUCAGAUGUGGAGCGAGGUGGAGAGCAGAAGCAAAGAGGGAGAGGAAAAGGAAUCUACCUCCUGGUUCAAGGUCCCUAAGUUCACUCUGAAGCCCCAUUCCACAGGCUUCCUCCAGAUAACCCCAGAGGGUUCCCCUCAGGCCCAGCGCAGGGGCGAGCUGGGAGGGGAGGUGGACGUCUCCGGUUCCUUCUGUCUCCACACCUCGGGACUCGACUUCGCCAGCCAGCAAAUGUCCGAAGAGCACCAAGUCUCUUCCACAGAGGAGGGAACCGUCACAACAGUCACCAAGACGACGAGAAUCACCAGACACCUGGUUGCCACUGAGACUCGGACCGGCGAAUCCUCAGUAACUACUCACCAAGCAUCAGACUUUUAACUACUGAGAAUGCUGUAUUGAUAUCUUAAAUAACUUUUGGUUUUCAUUGUUUUUGUGUUUUUUAGACUGAUGAGGUUGCAGUGUUAUUUUAAUGAGGGGCAAAAUUAAAGUUUAUGUUUUAUAUUUUAUCAGGUUAGGCAUGAUGAAAUACAAGGUCUUUUUAUCAACCAGCGUUACUAUCAGUAUUGCAACUAAAGAGUAAUAUAUACUAGUUUUAUUGUUUUCUUUUGACUAUUUUUGUUGUUCAUUUAGUUUUGUUAGGUUUGUCCUAAUUAUUUGUCCAGUUUUGAUAAACAGUAAUCAUCAAAUAUUUAUUUUUAUUUAUUCAAAGUGUGAAUAUCUUUACGCUCACCAGCAGAAUCGAUGUAGUUCCAACAAGUCCGAGCUGCGCCACUGAUCCGCCAUCUUGGUAGGCAAGUCCAGCACAAAGCACAGGUGAACCACGGCUUCAAGACCAACAGAACGAGAGCAGAUUACUCGAAUAACUGUUUUAAUGUUCUUAUAUUUUUAUAAGUUAGAAAGGAAUCUAGUUCUAAGCUUGUGGCUUGUUUAUUGUUGUCAUAGCAACUGUCAUGACAGUUAGAUACAUUACCUACCAAGAUGGCCGUCAGCUACAAAGUUCCUGGAAGCAAAGUCACAUGAGAACUGUACAUCGUCGCAGUUUUGUUUUCAAGAAACUUAAAAUCAUUUAUACUGAUCAAUCAAAAAAACAUACUGGAUAGAUUUAUGUAAAUAUCUCUAUAUUAUAGCGUUUUGUUUUUUUUAAGCGUUGUCCCUUCAAAGCAAAAUGUAAUUAUUUUCAUAUUCACCAGAGUUUAAUUUUUUUUUUUUUAUCUGAUGAUCUCAUUUGUUGGUGUUGCAGGAAAAGUGUGAGGUUAUAAAGAUGAUAGGCUGUUAUUUUCUACGUAAGACUUGUACUGAAGGCCUUUCGUUGGUGCUACGUCCCAGAGUUUACUGCUGUGUGUACGCAGGAUGCUCUGUGACCUCUGACCUUACAGAGGCGGAUUCUCUCAAACAUGUAGGCCAACAUGCUGCUAGCCUGUUUAUAUUUUCACUUUGCAUCGCCUGGAAAUUAUUCAACAGUCUCACGAUGGAGAUUUUAUUUUUGCAAAAAUGUAAAAAUGAGACAAUGGGAAUCUAAGGGAUUUAAUUUAACAUUUUAAACACAAAAAUAAUUGUAAAUUUUAAAUGAUUACACAUUUUUUUGGCUGCUACAAUGAAACUAAUUAAGGAGUGGCAAGCUUUAAUUUUCUCAGAAGCCCAAGUGUAGCAUAAUGUGAUUUGUGUUGUUACUGCUACAUAAUAAUAUAAGAAGUGCCUUUAACUAUUACCUCUAUAAAACUGUCUGCCAGUAAAUCAAUAUUUUCACCAUUUUCAUUUCUAAAUUGAGGAAAUGCAGGUUAAAAUCUGAGAAAGGGAUUUUCAAAAUGUCAGCUGCAAAAUAUUGAAAGCAUCUGAGAGCAAAUUUGUGCUUUUGAUUGUUUAGUUUUCCUUUGGUAACUGAAAGGAAGCAACGUCUAGCAGGUGAAAAAUGUUUUUUAAAAAGCAAAGUAAAGUCAAGAUAACGUUGCGUGGGCUCCACUGUAUGUACAGAUGUUUUUACCUUUUUGGAUGAAUGAGGUGAUCACAUUUUUUUUUGGAUUUUAGGAUUUUCAGAACUAAGUGUUGUGCCAGAGCUGCAUUGGAAAGACGACAAUAAAAUACUAUUUGCUCUU
This is a messenger RNA of Poeciliopsis prolifica (blackstripe livebearer), 14051 nucleotides long. RefSeq names its product periaxin (gene prx). Gene Ontology annotation, molecular function: protein binding. Lineage: Eukaryota; Metazoa; Chordata; Actinopteri; Cyprinodontiformes; Poeciliidae. The record is from RefSeq and is a predicted model, not a curated record. Bases 1 to 12336 code for a protein of 4111 amino acids. The transcript is spliced from 10 exons. Gene Ontology annotation, cellular component: nucleus; cytoplasm; costamere. Gene Ontology annotation, biological process: regulation of RNA splicing.